Messenger RNA from Aureobasidium musti, 1362 nucleotides. NCBI's taxonomy places the organism in Eukaryota, Fungi, Ascomycota, Dothideomycetes, Dothideales, Saccotheciaceae. The record is from the annotation of a GenBank genome assembly.
AUGUUACCCUACAUCAACGCCCCGUUUGUCUACGUGGCUGGCAAACUGGGCGCAGCACCCGAUGAGUGUGCAUAUGCAAUUGCGGCAUACGUACAGGGACCUUAUAUGCCAUGGGUUGGUUUCGUGUUCCUCAUGGGACACAUGUCUGUCAAUCACAUCUAUCGCCAGAUCGUCAAUGACCCUAGUACCAUCGACAUUACUGGUGCCCAGAUGGUCCUGGUUAUGAAAUUGACUGCCUUCUGCUGGAAUGUCUAUGACGGUACUCUGCCUGAAGCCACCCUGACCGAUCAUCAAAAGGAACGCGCUUUAAGAAAGCUGCCUAGUCUGCUUGAUUAUGCUGGUUUCGUGUUCUUCUUUCCCUCGCUGUUUGCAGGCCCUGCCUUCGACUAUGUGGAUUACAGAAGAUGGAUCGAGACUACCAUGUUUGAGCUGCCUCCAGGUGUAGACCCCUCGAAGGCUCCACCGACUCGCAAGCAACGCAAGAUUCCUCGCAGCGGUACACCUGCAGCAUGGAAGGCCGCAUUUGGUCUUCUUUGGAUCUUUGCCUUCUUGCAGUUCUCCGGCUACUACUACACCGACUUCUUGCUUUCUGACGGCUACAAACAAUACGGUCUUCUUCGCCGCAUCUGGGUCUUGCACAUGCUUGGUGUCACCACUCGCAUGAAGUAUUAUGGUGUCUGGUCUCUCACCGAAGGCGCUUGCAUUCUCUCUGGCAUUGGCUUCAAGGGCAUCGACCCCAAGACUGGAAAGGUCGAUUGGAACAGACUGCAGAACGUGAAGCCUCUUGCUAUCGAAUUGGCUCAGAACAGCCAUGCCUACUUGGGCAAUUGGAACAUCAACACCAACAUGUGGUUGAGAAACUAUGUGUAUCUUCGUGUCACGCCCAAGGGCAAGAAACCUGGUUUCAGAGCUAAUUCACGCCGCUUGAUCCGUCCCUUCUUUAUGAGCGCCGACGGCACAAAAGCCCUACCUUCGAAGCGUUACUACGACAUCUUCACCUGGCUGUGUACUCAACUCGCCUUCUCCUUCACCGUCGCUCCAUUCAUCUUCCUCGGCUUCGGCUCCUCCCUCUUAGUUUGGCAGCGCGUCUACUUCUACACCAUCAUUGGAGUAACCGCAAGUUCUCUAUUCCUUCUCUCUCCCGGAAAGAAAUUCCUGCAACAAAAGGUCAAGCAACACUCCAAGCCUAGCGAGGAGCAGACCAGAAACCCGACUUUGGGCUUGCCUGAUGAUCCUGGUCGUGCUUGGGAUGAAAUGGUCGAGGAAAUUACUGCCGAGAUUCAGGAGAGAAAGAGGAAGGGGUUGCCUAUCCCUCCAAAGCUGAGACAAGAGGCUGAGGCGGUUGGAAAGAAGGUCACCUAG